Messenger RNA from Oncorhynchus tshawytscha (Chinook salmon), 5922 nucleotides. Its product is annotated as tectonin beta-propeller repeat-containing protein 1. The record is from RefSeq and is a predicted model, not a curated record. Gene Ontology annotation, cellular component: membrane. Bases 688 to 4098 code for a protein of 1136 amino acids. The transcript is spliced from 22 exons. Lineage: Eukaryota; Metazoa; Chordata; Actinopteri; Salmoniformes; Salmonidae.
UAAUUAUCUCUCUCCCUCUCUCUCCUGCUCUCUCUCCAUCUCUCCUUCUCUCUCUACCUCUCUCUGUCUUUCUUCCCUCCCUCUCUGUCAUUGUCUUACCCCUCACAUACAGUGAUCUCCAACAGUAGACUAGCUAGGUUUCCAUCCAAUUGGUGACAGAUUUUCAUUCCAAUACUCUAAAAUCUGCAUAAAACAAUAUGCCCAUUUUCCCACCAGAGAUGUUUCCAUCAAACAGACUUUUUGCAGAUGAAAUGAUGUGCAUGAUGAUGUAGUGCACAUGAAAACAACUUUUUACAUUCAUUUCCCAUGUACCAUCAUUCAUUUCCCAUGUACCAUCAUUCAUUUCCCAUGUACCAUCACAUUUUCAAAUGUACUGAUGGUUUUGUCACAAAAACUGUUGCAUUGUAUAGAAAAUGUGUCCACUCUGGUCUUGGCACUUGUGCUCUAGCCAACAGCUGGCUGAUACAGUGGGCAGGCUACCUACAGUAUGAGAUUAUUAUUCAUAAGAGUGAUCAUCAUGUCACCAGAAUAAGAACCUCAAUAAGUAUUGGAAAGGAGCAUGAAGCUCAUCACCGUGCACUUUCACCACCCUGUGAAGUUCAUCAUAACUUAUUUCAUCUGUAGCCUAAUAAACUGCAUGCUUCCUCGAGUCAUAGUGGGAGGGCCACACAACAUAUCAUCGAUAUCAUGGUUAUUUUCACUGCUAUUUCUCGCAUAAUUAAUUUUACAGACAAAAAGAUCCCAACAUGUCGAAAGAACAAAUUGUCUGCCGGCAUUUAUAAAAUUGUACCCUCAUUUCAUGUUUCCAUCAGCCCCGCCUGGACUUUUUCCAUGCGUCAGGGUUGGACCUAUGCCAUAGACUUCCCUGCCACCUACACCAAAGACAAGAAGUGGAACUCAUGUGUCCGUCGCAGGCGAUGGAUCCGCUACAGGAGGUACAAGGCCACAGACACCUGGGCCAAGAUCCCAUCAGAGGGUCACAGUGGUCCCCUUCCAGACCCCUUUAAUGACAUCAGCUGUGGAGGCUGGGAGAUCAGUGAGGAGCCCAGGGGGAGGUUGUCUCUGUGGGCCGUCUCUCUACAGGGCAAGGUGUGGUUUCGUGAGGGUAUCCACCACCACAGCCCAGAGGGGGAUGGCUGGGAGGAGGUGUCUCUGCCUGGGGAGGUGGUGCAGAUCAGCUGUGGUCCAGGGGACCUUGUCUGGGCCGUGCUCUGGGAGGGACAACUCAUCGUCAGGGAGGGCAUCACCAGAGACUGCCCACGAGGCUCCUCCUGGGUAGUGGUGGACUCUCCCAACCCAGAGGCCGGGGCCAUCCACGUAGCUGUGGGGGACAACGUAGUCUGGGCUGUCACCAAGGACAACAAGAUAUGGUACAGACGUGGCAUCAACUCCUAUAACCCCCGUGGUUCAGGCUGGAUCGGGAUGAUCGGGGAGAUGGUCAUGAUCAACGUGGGUCUCAACGACCAGGUGUGGGGUAUCAGCUGUGAGGACCGAGCAGUGUAUUUCCGUCAGGGUGUGACCUCCAGUGAGUUGAGUGGUAAAGCCUGGAAGGCUGUCAACGUGCCCCGAGACGGAGACAUCAGGUCCCACUCCUCCGCCAGCAGUAGCAGUCUGCACAGUGCUGGUUGUUUCUUCAGUGGAGAGGUGCGAGCACAGUCUGUGAUGAGUGAAGACUCAGACACAAAGAACGGUCCACAGAGGGCAGUCCUAGAAGUAGGGGCCUGUCCCUCCUCCCCUCCCCCCGAUCCCCCUCCCGUUGACCCCGACGCCCCCAAACCACGCAUCCCCAAGGUCACCAGCGACAGCUUCAUCUCCGAGAUGCUCUCUGACCGAAAGGUCAAACGGGAGGGGCCCACCACUGCCGUCACCGCCGGUCCCUCUAUCCCAGAAGAGGAGGCCUCUCUUCGGGAAGCAGAUGCCAAGUCCCCCCCUCUGGCCCUGGUUCUGUCCCCCAGCCUGUCUGGAGGGCCUGGGGACCCCCAAUGGAGUAACGUGGACCUAGAAGAGACCCAGACUCACCUGGCUGUGGGGCCUGCUGGGGUGAGAGGGGACACGGCUGACACCUGUAGCCUGUCCUCUGUGGCCACCUACACCCUGUGUCAGGAGGAGCCGUAUGGGGCGGAUGAACAUCCACUCUGGGCAUGGGUCAGUGGAGGAGGCUGUGGUGUGGACUGUCACUCCCAGCUCAACUGGUUCAACUCUGCCACAGCCCUGUCAUCAUCAGUCCAGUCCAUGAGUCUGUCCAUCAGUCCAGCCCAGACAGCUGCCUGGCGGAAACAGAUCUUUGAGCAGCUCAGCGAACGCUCCAAGAGAGAGAUGGACAACUUUAAACACUACGAACAGGCCAUAGAACAGUCCCAGUCUGUAUGGGUGAAGAAAGGGGCCAUGCAGUGGUGGAGGGACUGGAAGCCCCAUAAGUGGGUGGACGUGAGGUUUGCCCUGGAGCAGUUCUCAGGACCAGAGGGAAACCAGGAUGGCAUUCUCUUCCUCUACUACAACUUCAACGAGGAGAAGAAGUACCUGCAUGCAUUCAUCAACGAGGUGACUAUCUUGGUGCCGGUGCUGAAUGACUCCAAACACACGUUUGCCGUCUACACAGCAGAGAGGACCAAACAGAGGUGGCCUAUCAGAUUGGCUGCUGCCACCGAGCUGGAGAUGCACGACUGGCUGGCCCUGCUGAGUGUGUCGUGCUGUGACUCCCGGGGGAUCCAGGGUCCCCCCUCUAAACAGGCCCUCUGGUCAGUCACCUGUAAAGGAGAUGUCUUUGUCUGUGAGCCUUCACCUAGCCUGGAGGCCUGUCCCUACCCCACACCCUGCGACCAGAUGUUCUGGCAUCAGGUGGGGGGCCACCUGCGUCUGGUGGAGUGUAACAGUCUGGGGGUGGUGUGGGGGGUUGGCUACGACCACACUGUCUGGGUCUACACUGGCGGCUAUGGAGGGGGAUUCUUGCAGGGUCUGGCCAGCAGCACAGAUAACAUCUACACCCAGACAGAUGUGAAGUGUGUCUACAUUUAUGAGAACCAGAGGUGGAACCCAGUCACAGGAUAUACCAACAGAGGCCUCCCAACAGACCGUUACAUGUGGAGUGAUGCAACAGGACUGCAGGAGUGUACCAAGGCCAACACCAAGCCUCCAUCCCCUCAUUGGACAUGGGUGGCAGACUGGGCCAUUGACUACGGUAUCUCUGGAGGGACAGACAGAGAGGGUUGGCAAUAUGCAGCUGAUUUCCCAACGUCGUAUCAUGGCCACAAGACCUUGAAGGACUUUGUCCGUCGUAGGCGAUGGGCCAGGAAGUGUAAACUGACCACCACAGGGCCGUGGCAAGAAGUCCCACCCAUCCCGUUGAGUGACGUGACCAUCAUCCCUUGUGGAGCUCAGAGCAUUGUUGAACCGAUCCCUCUCUGGGCCAUCAGUAACAAGGGAGACGUGCUCUGUAGACUGGGAGUCACCCUACUGACGCCUGCUGGGACGUCAUGGCUCCAUGUGGGCACAGACCAGCCCUUUAAGUCUAUCUCCAUUGGUGGGGCCAACCAGGUGUGGGCCAUUGCCAGGGAUGGCUCUGCCUUCUACAGGGGCUCCGUGACCGCACAGAGCCCUUCAGGAGACUGCUGGUACCACAUCCCCUCUCCAGUCAGGCAGAAGCUCCAACAGGUGUCUGUAGGGAGGACGUCAGUCUACACAGUGGAUCAACAUGGUAACCUGUGGUUCAGACAGGGCCUGACUCCUAGCUGCCCCCAGGGAUCGUCAUGGGAACACAUCUCUAACAAUGUACGCAAGGUCUCCGUAGGACCUCUGGACCAGGUGUGGAUCAUAGCUGACAAGGUGCAAGGCAGCCACAGUCUGAGCUGUGGGACAGUCUGUCACCGUCUGGGGGUUCAGCCCAUGGAGCCAAAGGGACAGUCGUGGGACUAUGGCAUCGGGGGUGGCUGGGACCACAUCACUGUGAGAGGGAACUCCUUCGAGGCUCCCCGUGUCCGUAUGCCCUCCCUGACACCCUCCCUUACCGCCUCCCUGACGGACCCCCUCCGCACCCAUCCACCCCGCAGACCGCUCUCCUUCAGGAACACAGAGGAGAACGGGAACGCUGUCAGGUGUUAAACACACACACACAUAGAGUAUUUGCCAGUGGACACUGUAUCUCUGUUCUGUCUUCAGCCCAACUCUCGCUACAAAACAAAAGCCCCAAUGCAACUACUCCACCAUCCACACUGUACUGUAGCUCAUGGCUCCAGCCUCACCCUCUAAGUGUCUGAAGUCAAACUCUUCUUCUGUCCAAUCACCUGGUUGUGUUCAAUUACUUUUGAACCCUAGCUCUGUGCCCUCAGCUUGACUCAGCCAAUCACCUUCUCUCUUCACAGCUAGCAGGUCAUGUUCAACAUUUCCCACAUAGAGCACUAGUCAUUUUUAAACUGUGUGACUCAGUCUUCGAACAUUGCAUCAUCGUUAUUUAAAUCUGUGGUCUUAAGAUAACUUUUUGUUUUAUUUAUUGUUAUUGUUUGGUUGAAUGUUUUUUUUCUGUGUGUAGGUGUAUACAGUGCUGUAUGUGAAUAGAUGUUUUGUUUAUGUUAUAUUGUUGAUAGGUUUAACUUUUUAAAAUAUAACGUAAGAAGUGUUUUCUGGGGUAUUCAAUGUUAUUGGGCCGAUGUAUGAUUCUGUGAAGGUGGGCGAUGUAUGAUUCUGUGAAAGUGGGAGAUGUAUGAUUCAGUGAAGGUGGGCGAUCAGUAGUUUUGACUGAUUCUGUUCCAAUAAGUUACUAUACUUCCUACUUUGUACCUGCUGGUAACGUAGAGAUUCCACUGGAGUCACAACAAAAACAUUAAGGGUUUAUUUACCGAGAAUAAUUUAGGUCAUGAAUCCUUUGAUAGCACAUGGCGCUUUUACAGUUAUAUGCCUUUCCCCUGAAUGGUUUGUAUCUGUGAUGGCCACAGUGAAGAGUUUGUAUGUCCAUGUUCCUAGGGGGACAGUUUUUUCCAUAGCAUUUUUGUGUUACUCUUGAAAAGAAAGUACAUAUUCUUAUUUUCAUUAAAAAAUGUGAAUUGCUUGAAAAAUGAUGUCUUUGAAAGGCUUAAAAGUUCAUUUGUUUGUUUCUCAGGAAAAUAAGAGUUUUAACACUAUUAUCUGCAUAUUUUUCACCUCCUAUGAUUUUAGCAGUAAUGACUGGCAGCCAACACACGUGACUGGCAGCCAACACACGUGACUGGCAGCCAACACACGUGACUGGCAGCCAACACACGUGACUGGCAUCCAACACACGUGACUGGCAGCCAACACACGUGAAGGGGUUGGUGGAAAGAACAUAUAUAUAUAUAUUUUUUAUAAAUCUUAAUACGAGUAUAGUAUAAAUGUUUUCAUUGUGAUAUUUCAAGGUUGGGUUAUUGUACAUUGAUAUAUAAAAAUCAUAAAAUAUCAGUCAUAUUAAGUCAUAUGAACUAUUAUCUUUAAACCACAAAGGCUGAAACUAUCAUGUUUGGGCAUUCAUUCAUCUUACUGCGGUAACUGAAAGAUGAAGAUCCAAUAGUGACUGAUAUACUGCAACUACAAAUCAUUAAUUGUCCAGAAAACUGUAUAUCUGUGAAUACUGUCACUUUAUCUUCCUAUGGCAGUUCAUAAUACAACAAGUGUGUUGUUUGAUAAUGACGCUGAGUACAUACUGCUGUUACUACAGUACAGGACUUAUCCUAAAGGAGGGACACAUUACACAUAUAGGUUGGGAUGUGAAGGGGGUACACCAUAGCAUGAAAAUCACAAGUCUAUCGGACUUUUCACUUGAGGAUUCCAUUGCUUUUGUUGAUUAUGGUGUAAAAUAGAAUACUAUAAGCCGGUACUGUUCCAACUCCAACAAGGGUGUUAUUGAGCUAUAUAUUUCUUCCUUCUAAUAGUGUGCAUGGUCAAUGUCCUCUCAAUAAAUGUGAUUAUUGAUAA